AUGGUAUCAUCUAUCAAAGACCCCGAUGCGGUGAAGAGCUACAAUGGUGCCAGUCUGCGAAUUGCCAUUGUUCACGCACGGUGGAACAAUCGCCUCAUCGAAUCCCUCAUCACCGGGGCCAAGAGUCAAUUACUAGAAGCUGGAGUGAAGGAAGAGGACAUCGUUCUGGAGAGUGUGCCAGGGAGCUAUGAACUUCCUUUUGCCGUGCAAAGAAUCAUCCACACAUCACAAACCUCUAGAGACAAUAUAGCCUUCGACGCGGUCAUUGCCAUCGGGGCCUUGAUCAAAGGGGAGACCAUGCAUUUCGAGUACAUCUCCGAGGCGGUCUCCCAGGGACUCAUGCGGGUUCAGCUGGACACACACGUCCCUGUGAUAUUCGGGCUUCUGACUCUCUUGACGGAGCAACAGGGGCUUGAGAGAGCAGGGUUGGCGGGAGAGCACUGGGGACGGGCGGCGGUGGAGUUGGGGGUGAAAAAUCGCGAGGACUGGGUGGCGGGGGGUUGCAGGUCGGCACUCGGUUAG
Molecule: messenger RNA, 522 nt
Organism: Aspergillus aculeatus ATCC 16872
Lineage: Eukaryota; Fungi; Ascomycota; Eurotiomycetes; Eurotiales; Aspergillaceae
Product: 6,7-dimethyl-8-ribityllumazine synthase
Exons: 3
Coding region: 1-522 (173 amino acids)
Biological process (GO): riboflavin biosynthetic process
Cellular component (GO): mitochondrial intermembrane space; riboflavin synthase complex; intracellular anatomical structure
Molecular function (GO): 6,7-dimethyl-8-ribityllumazine synthase activity
Source: RefSeq, a predicted model, not a curated record